Funneliformis caledonium is the source of this 648-nucleotide messenger RNA. Lineage: Eukaryota; Fungi; Glomeromycota; Glomeromycetes; Glomerales; Glomeraceae. The record is from the annotation of a GenBank genome assembly.
AUGAGUAAGAAAAUAAUGAAUGUAACUUUAGAGAAUCAGAAUGGUAGUUCACUUAAUAUCACAACCAGAAAUAAUGAAAAAGCUGUCAAAAAAAAUGCAAAGAGAGCUGAGAGUGAAAAGGAUGCAGUUAUUACUAGUAAUAACAAGGAAGAUGCUAAAAGAAAUGAAAUCAAAGAUAGUGACAUCAAGGGUGAAUCAGAUGCAAAAAUAUCAAUGGACGAGUAUUACCUUAACGUUGAAAGAAUCAAAAAUAUGCAUGCAUCUCUAGGAUAUGAAAGUAUUGAUCCUAUGCAUCAUAUGUUAGAAGGUAAUAGACUCGAUGAAUCUUGUGUGUCUCACAAAAAAUUACCCAUAGUAGUUGAAAUAAUUGCCAAUAAAACAGACUAUUAUUGUAUCAUAAAUGUUCUUCAAAUUAUAUUAUGCAGAGAAACAGAAAAUAAUUAUUAUCUGAAUGAGAUUCAUGAGUUUGGUUUUAUCCACAUCAUCAUUAUUGGAAUGCUUCUUAUUGGAACGCUUCUUUACAGAAUAAUUUUCUUAGAAUGUUACAGUCAUAUCUUUAACUUAAACAUGAUGUUUAGAGUGUUGUGGCCAGUUAGAAAUUCUUUGGUAGAGACAGCAACAAAACCCUGGACUGGCAAGGUGGUAUAG